UCGUAUAUUAUGUCUUUCUUUCCAUCCAUCCAGCUAGCUCUUGGUUACUGGUCAAAGGCGGGGUUAACCCUGGACAGGUCACCAUUCUGUUGCAAGGCCACACAAUCGCUUCCACACACUCACACCGAGGUACACUUCACAGUAACCAAUGAAUAAUGUUUUUGGACUGUGGGAGCAAGCCGGAGUGACACAAGAAACCCACCCAUGCACAGGGCGGAUAUACAAACUACACACAGAAAAGUCCUAGCUGGGAUUUGAACACGAGACUUCUCAGCAUGAGGCGAGCAUGCUAACCACUAUAGGUGUGAUGUCAACAGUUGGUGUAUAGAGGCUAUACACCCAGGCGAUUUGUGUGUGUUAAUGAGUAAGUGGCGUAGCAGCAGAGAGCCGUGGAUGCCAAGAUGCUGCUGUCUUUGGGAAUGCUGAUGCUCUCAGCCACACAGAUUUACACCAUCUUCACCGUUCAGCUCUUUGCCUUCCUCAACCUGCUGCCUGUGGAGGCGGACAUUGCUGCUUACUCGUUUGACAACAAAACAGAAAACUUUGAGGAUAUGCCGGCUCGGUUUGGCUUCCGGCUCCCCAGUGAUGGAUUAAAGGGCUUUCUGAUUGGUGCACGACCAGAAAAUGCUUGUGAACCCAUCGAACCUCCACCCAGCGACAACUUGACGGGUGCCUUCAUCGUCCUCAUCAAGCGCUUUGACUGCAAUUUUGAUGUUAAGGUCCUCAAUGCUCAGAAAGCUGGAUACAAGGCAGCCAUUGUUCACAAUGUAGACUCUGAUGACCUAAUCAGCAUGGGAUCCAAUGAUUUGGAUGUUGUGAAGCAGAUAGUUAUUCCUUCUGUGUUCGUGAGUUCAGAAGCUGCCAACACUCUAAAAGGAGACUACAUGUAUGAUAAAGGGGGGCAUGUAGUCCUCAUCCCAGACUUCAGCCUGCCUCUGGAGUAUUAUCUGCUACCCUUUCUCCUCAUCGUUGCAAUUUGCCUCAUCCUCAUUGCAGUUUUUAUGAUCACUAAAGCUGUUCAGGACUGUCGCAAGGCUUGGAAGAGCCGUCUGCGCAAAGAUCAACUGAAAAAGCUUCCGAUCCACAAAUACCAGAAAGGAGACAGCUAUGAUGUCUGUGCCAUCUGCCUGGAUGAAUAUGAAGAAGGAGACAAACUCAGAGUCUUGCCUUGUUCACACGCUUAUCACAGCAAGUGUGUGGACCCCUGGCUGACCAAAACUAAGAAGACGUGUCCGGUGUGCAAGCAGAAGGUGGUCCCUUCACAGGGCGACUCCGAUUCAGAGGAGGAGAGCAGUCCCGAAGACAAUGAGGAGGUGUCUGAGAGCACGCCGCUGCUGCGCUCACUGGCCUCCACCAGCGCUCACUCUUUCGGGACCAUGUCGAGCGCGUCGCACACGGAGCAGGACUCCUCCGAGUACGAGGACGAGGAGCUGGACAGCAGCGACAGCGAGGAGGUUACCUUAGAGACUGUGGUGGUACAGAUGCAGCAGCCAUGCUGCGAAAGCCACGAUCAGGAUCUGCCUCGAGCUUGACUGACAUGCUUGAAAGUUACUGAGCCCCCACCAACCUGAAGACUUUUGCUGGAGCCAUUCAUCCUGCCCAUCACCGCUUACAAUACAGUAGUAUUGUAAUUGCAUCUUUAGGAUUUCAAAUAACCAUUUUUGUGUUUACAUGAUUACUACUUUGUGCGUGGUCCUUCAUGUUCAGGCUGCUGAGGCAACACUGGCUUUGGAUCAGACUGAAGCAGCAUCUAGAGCCACAGCAAUAUUAUGCCAAUUUGUGAAACAUUUCAAGGAGUUUUUGUGCUCCUGCGUUUUGUGCCACUGCUCAUCUGUUACAUUGAUUCACAUGUAAAACCGAAAAAAAAAAACUUUUUUUUUUUUAAAUAAAGGUUGAAACAAUUACAACUUAUGAAUUUAACAUGUUGCAUGUGGGUAAACUGAUAGUUACCGGUCAGGUAACUUCCAAUACUCAAUUUGGUGCACUGAAUUUCUGGGAAAUAUUUCUUUUUGUAAUUAAAAAGCCUCAUUUGGCCUGAUGAUUUUGUCUGUCCUGUUCAUGAAUGCCAUGCUUAUAAGCUUGCUUCAAUAAAACAAUUGAUUUGCCCACAAACUGAUCAAAACCUUACUUUGACAAAUCACAUUUUAAUUCAGCAUCAAGAUUGUUUUUCUAAAUAUUUCAGUUUUCUUAUGAUAGUGGUUUAAAUUUUAAUUUCACCUACACUGUCAGUAUAUUUUAUUCUAACAGAGUACUUUCUAUAAAAGUAACUUUUUGCUAAUUUGAACCAGAUGUCUCAAAUGUGUUUUUCUUCCCACUGCUUAGUCAUUUACCUCAAAACAUCAGGCAAUUUAUAAUAAAACUGCUAACAUGCUAUUUUUCAACCCAGCUCUUCAAACAACACAGACAUGUAAAACUUCAAAUAUUUUGAGAAAUGUAUACUUUAUUCCGUUUGUUUAAAAUUCCACCCCAGAAGCAUUUUUGUACAUAGACGGAGCUCAGGUUAAGAACCGACAGUAGAAUGGUUUCUUGUUGGAAUAAAUUUAUUUGAUCUGUCUGUAAACAAGGUGAUAAAUCAAUUUAUGGCAUUUGCUUGAUGCAUAUGAAACCAGAUGCAUUAAAGACUGUAUCCCAGAUGUAAGAAAAAAAAUGGUGAGUAAAGAGAAUGAACAAAAGAGAAACAGGACUUUUUGUCAUUUAAAUGAGUACAUAUGUCCCAAAGGCCUAAACAGUGGAGCAGAAGCUAGAACAAAGUAAAAGUACAGAUGAAUCAACUUUGUAGUGAAGAGUGGGUGAAAGUAAUCCCACAACAGAUCUUUACAAUAUGGCACAGGAUACACAAGUUCUGCAAUUAUACUUCAACAACCAUGAGUGUCUUUGUUUGGACUAAUCCAGCGAGUGUGGGCUCUACUUUUAGGUUAGUUUUCAGCUGGACGUUACAGUUAGCAGUACUGAGCAUGGACAGACCAUGUGACAAAAAGCUCAGCUGACUAUAAAGUAGAAGGCAAUUUAUUCCACAGUUAUGUAGUUGUCAACACAGCGAGGGUUUGUACAAAUGCAAUCAUUUUUCUAAACUAUAAAGACAACAUUUUUCAACUUCCCUCACCCUUUACCUACCCCGUAGGCUGAUCGUUUUAACCAUUCAAUUCUUGUUUGUACCACAUCCUUCAGCAGGAAUUAGUCCUGAUCUAGAGCAAUUGUAUAAACACACAACUGUGACUACACUUGGUCCUAUAAAGAAAGGAAAUGGUAUUUAUUUUGUGGACAACAUAGUUGUGUGCAGGGAUUAUUUAUCAAAAAAAAUGGCAGCUUUAAAAAAAAAAAAAAAA
This is a messenger RNA of Oryzias melastigma (Indian medaka), 3326 nucleotides long. RefSeq names its product ring finger protein 13 (gene rnf13). NCBI's taxonomy places the organism in Eukaryota, Metazoa, Chordata, Actinopteri, Beloniformes, Adrianichthyidae. Gene Ontology annotation, cellular component: nucleoplasm; cytoplasm. Gene Ontology annotation, molecular function: ubiquitin protein ligase activity; zinc ion binding. The record is from RefSeq and is a predicted model, not a curated record. Gene Ontology annotation, biological process: protein ubiquitination; positive regulation of DNA-templated transcription; ubiquitin-dependent protein catabolic process.